Hevea brasiliensis (rubber tree) is the source of this 1018-nucleotide messenger RNA. RefSeq names its product thaumatin-like protein. Gene Ontology annotation, biological process: defense response. Lineage: Eukaryota; Viridiplantae; Streptophyta; Magnoliopsida; Malpighiales; Euphorbiaceae. Bases 40 to 882 code for a protein of 280 amino acids. The record is from RefSeq and is a predicted model, not a curated record. The transcript has 2 exons. Gene Ontology annotation, cellular component: extracellular region.
AAAAUCCCUGCCCUCUGAAAGCUCUGUGUGUGUGUGUAUAUGAGAGAGAGAGAGGACUCUUUCUUCUCUGUUAUCCUCUGCUACACUUUGUGGUCUCCACUAACUAUUCUCUCACUUCCCAGCUACCUAGCCAUGGCAAUGAUACUUAGAUCUCUGCUCAUUCUCUUGCUCUCCACCCUCAUUUUCUCCCACAUUACAGUGGAAGUCUCAUCAGCUACUAUAACACUAUACAACAAGUGCAGCCACCCAGUGUGGCCUGGUAUUCAACCAAGUGCAGGAAAGCCCCUCUUAGCUAGAGGUGGCUUCAGGCUCUCACCCAACAAGGCCUACUCUCUAAAACUCCCACCACUCUGGUCCGGCCGCUUCUGGGGUCGCCAUGGCUGCAUAUUUGACGCCUCUGGCCGUGGCCACUGCGCCACAGGAGACUGUGGUGGUGCCUUUCACUGCAAUGGUCUAGGAGGUACCCCUCCAGCCACCUUAGCAGAGAUUACCCUGGGAAAUGACCAAGAUUUCUACGAUGUUAGCCUCGUAGAUGGCUACAAUAUUGCAAUGUCUAUAACCCCAUAUAAAGGGUCAGGGAAAUGCAGCUAUGCAGGGUGUGUUAGUGACCUGAAUCUGAUGUGUCCAGUUGGGUUACAGGUGAGGUCCAAGGAUAAUAGAAGAGUUGUAGCUUGCAAGAGUGCUUGUUUUGCUUUCAAUUCGCCAAGGUAUUGCUGCACAGGGAGCUUUGGAAGUCCUCAAUCUUGCAAGCCAACUGCUUAUUCCAGGAUUUUCAAGGCAGCUUGCCCCAAAGCUUACUCCUAUGCCUACGAUGACCCUACAAGCAUUGCUACCUGCACUCGUGGGAGCUAUUUGGUCACUUUCUGCCCUCACCACCGCUGAUUAAUUAUCAUUAGUAGUUAACUAAAUUUGGGUUUUAGAGUUUAUUAAUUGGGUGUAUUGAUUUGUUCUGCAAUCUGCAGUGUACUUUCAUAGAGACCAGUGUGAGAUUAUAUACAUAUAUUUGCUGUUGGGCUUA